UUUUUGGGGGUUAUUUUUUGUGUCAAAAAAUCAAUAAUUACAUCAUAUUAUCAUAAUAGAAGCCCAAAAAAUUGGAAAGGAUGUCCCUAUUUUGUAUUUCCCGAUUAUGCUGUAACGCGAUUAAACCAGCGCAAACCCGGAGCUUUGUCCUAAGCGCCUCCAAGGCAGCCGAGAGCGAUUGGGUGCCUCAGGAGAAGGAAACUCAUACGGGACAGAAAUGGAAUCCAAACGACUACCGACUCUCACGGUUCGUUGAUCGACCAAAACAUGUGAAUCCAAACUUUUCCAUGAAGUUAAUUUCCGAAGUGGAGCCGAAACAGGAAAAGGACAGGGUUGUAUAUUGUGAUGGAGGAAGUGGUCCCACUGGACAUCCCAGAGUUUAUAUUAACUUGGAUAAACCAGGAAAUCACACUUGUGGCUAUUGUGGAUUAAGGUUUUACAAAGACGAUCAUCAUUAAUAUUACUUGAAUUGUAAAUGCUUUGUAGUUACUAUAAUAUAUGUAUACCAGGAAUAAUUGUUAUUCAUUUAAAUAAAAUAUGUUAAUAAAC
Molecule: messenger RNA, 549 nt
Organism: Anthonomus grandis grandis
Lineage: Eukaryota; Metazoa; Arthropoda; Insecta; Coleoptera; Curculionidae
Gene: ND-13A
Product: probable NADH dehydrogenase [ubiquinone] iron-sulfur protein 6, mitochondrial
Exons: 3
Coding region: 81-458 (125 amino acids)
Biological process (GO): mitochondrial electron transport, NADH to ubiquinone
Source: RefSeq, a predicted model, not a curated record